This is a messenger RNA of Penicillium pulvis, 816 nucleotides long. RefSeq lists its product as uncharacterized. The transcript has a single exon. Lineage: Eukaryota; Fungi; Ascomycota; Eurotiomycetes; Eurotiales; Aspergillaceae. The coding region runs from base 1 to 816 and encodes 271 amino acids. The record is from RefSeq and is a predicted model, not a curated record.
AUGAUGUUCAAGAAGCUCUAUAGCUUCGCCUCGGCGAUGGCUGUGCUAGCCACUAGUGCGCAUUGUCAACAUCUCAGCUACGAAGAUAGCAUCACAGCCCUAGCAUACGGCAACGUGGCCACCAAUAGCUCUUCUGUGGGCGAGGUAUGGCUCAAUAUUACAGGUUUUGCUGCAGAUAAGCUUCCACAUAUCCAGAACGACGUGGGCAUUUACACUUUGGACAAUCGUGAGACGCUCACUACUAUCGCUGGCCUUGCACAAGUCGCGGCGGAGCAAAGCCAGUGGGGAGAUAUUGUCUUCCUGUACAGUGCCUUCGCGAUGAAUGGUCAUAGCGCGUACUUCAAUGCUUCGAGCUUGGAGAUGCAGCAGGCGCUCUUGUAUGCUGUUACAGACCAAUCCAGCGGCGAUGUCGACUCGACUUUGAUCAAGCUUUACGCUAGUACUUCGAGCUCGGAAUACUUGAUUGAGGCAUUUGAGAAUCUGAAGUCGGAUACAAGUCCCCAAAGCAAACGCUGGGUUAAAGAGGCUUGUUCGUCUGCACACAAGGCUACCAAAUCUGCUUGUCGAACACUCCUUGAAAAUGUCAGGGGCAAUGUUACGUGGAAGUCGGGCGGCCCUCGGAGUAUCUGCAAAUCUGGCUGUUGUAUCAGUUGGAGCGCAAAUGCCACUUUCCAAGUCCAGAACCUCACAAAUGCUGCGAACUACUGUUUGAACGCGUGUGGUACGAGUACGGUCAGUUGCGAAGUGUGGGGUGUCAAGUUGCAGGGUACUCUCGUCGAUCAGUGCUUGAGUAACAGAGCAACUGGCUGCACGUGA